Python bivittatus (Burmese python) is the source of this 957-nucleotide messenger RNA. RefSeq names its product olfactory receptor 5V1-like. NCBI's taxonomy places the organism in Eukaryota, Metazoa, Chordata, Lepidosauria, Squamata, Pythonidae. Gene Ontology annotation, molecular function: olfactory receptor activity; G protein-coupled receptor activity. Gene Ontology annotation, cellular component: membrane. Gene Ontology annotation, biological process: G protein-coupled receptor signaling pathway. The record is from RefSeq and is a predicted model, not a curated record.
AUGGGUGCCAGGAAUCAGACCCAGGUGGCCGAAUUUGUCUUCCUUGGUUUCUCAGGUGUUCCCCAUGGCCAGAUCUACCUCUUCGUAGUGUUCCUAGCCAUCUACUUGGUGACCAUAAUUGGGAACGCCACAAUCUUCACCCUGAUCCAGUUGGACCCACGUCUUCACAGCCCCAUGUACUUUUUCCUUAGCCAUUUGUCCUGCUUAGAUGUUUGCUACUCAUCUGUCACAGUCCCCAAGAUCCUGACCAAUUUUUUGCAUCAGAGACACACUAUUUCAUACAACCAAUGCAUGGCUCAGAUGUUCUUCCUGAUGAUGUUUGCAGGGUCUGAAUGCGCACUUCUAGCUAUUAUGGCCUUUGACCGCUAUGCUGCCAUUUGCCAACCACUACGUUACAGUAAUCUGAUGAGCAGUCAGGUACGUAUCCCUCUGGCCAUUGCUUCUUGGAUCUGGGGCUUUCUUGAUUCAGUCAUUCACACUGUACUGGCCACCAACGUGGACUUCUGUGGAGCCAACCAGAUCGACCACAUCUUCUGUGAUGUUCCACCUCUCCUGAAAAUUGCUUGCAGUGACAUUUACAUCAACGAGAUGGCUCUCCACUUGGCCAGCAUCUUCAUGAGCUUAAGUCCUUUCUUGUUUAUCCUCAUGUCUUAUACCAGCAUAGUCUCUGCCAUCUUGCGGAUCCGCUCCAAUACUGGCAGGAGCAAAGCCUUCUCCACCUGUGCUGCCCACCUAUUUGUGGUCACCAUCUACUUUGGCAUGGCCAUUGUGAAUUACAACCGGCCCAGCGCAGGCUACUCCUUGGGGGUGGACACCCUGAUCUCCACCCUCUAUUGCAUCAUUACCCCCAUGCUGAACCCCCUAAUCUACAGCCUCCGAAAUAAGGAGGUCAAGGAGGCCCUGCGAAAGCUCCUGAGUGGCCAGAAGACAGAAUAUGCCUCUACCCAAUGGAAGUGA